AGAGAUGGACAAAGGAGGUCUAAAGGAGCGUCAUGAGAGAGAUGAGCGUCUAAUCACCCUGAAUUACAGCGACGGCCCAGCUGAGGGAGUUUUACAAAACGGAACACGCAGCACUAUGUCUAUCGCCUCCACUUCUCUAGUUCCUCCACCCAGCCCCUUGAUGCAGCCUGUGACUGGGGACCUCCCAAAUGGACUCAGCAGCUCCCCCACUCCGGAGGAGCUCACCACACCGGCCACACUGGACCUCUAUAUGGAAGAUCUGGACAUGAAAACAGUCGGGAGGGACCCGAGAGCCCAGCAGGCCUUCCAGCAGCAGUCGUCGCUGGGCUACUGCGGUGUGGGGGACAGCUUGUCACGGCUGGAGGCCAGCAUUGCAGAUCUCAGCAGCUCCUCUCCGUCUGUGGACUCUUUAAUCGGAGGAGUGGAUCCCAGCCUCUUCACACUGAAACAUGAGGACUUCUCACCCAUGGGCAAAGGGGAUAUAGAUGUGGAGCCAGAUCCGUUCGGGCCUAUCGGAAAAGACAUGGACUCGAGUACUCCGAAAUUAUUCAGCGAGAACACCCUGGACCUUCUGAAUGAUUUUGAGAUUGAAACAUCACCAGAUUUCUAUGUGGUAGAUGAAGAUUUCCCCCCAUUGGGUGAGGACUCUCUACUGGGAGUCAUUGGCCCAGAAAGGGACUUGAAGCCUGCAGCUUCGGUGAGUGACAUCAAUGGCACUAGCAACAGCAGCAACAACAUCAGCAGCAACAACGUCGGGAGUAACAGUGCAACCAGCUGUGCUUCUACCGGUCUGACUACCGCCAGCGCUCCCCUUGUGGUGAAGGUGGAGAAGGAUCCAGUGCUCCAGCUCUGCACUCAAGGAGUGAUCAAGCAGGAGAACACCGGUGGACGGAGCUUCUGUCAAAUGGCGGGGAACGAACUGUCGAGCCCUCUUACUGCCCCAUCGAUCUCCAUCUGUGGCGUCAGCACCUCCAGUGGGCAGAGCUACCGCUUCGGAAGUCCUGCCGCCACCAGCACCAUCAGCAUCCAGCAGAAAGAUCAGAAGCCCAUUUUUAAUGUUUAUACCCCACAGCCCCUUGUUGGGGAUGGCUGGGGAAGGAGUCUUGGGAUACAGCAAAGGCCUGGGGAUGGCUUCGCCAGCAACCAGAGCUUUACAACCAGCUAUGCCAGCGGCACAAACAGGCCUGAGGCUACAUCCACUGGCACAGGGAAAUCCGGUGGCGCCACACACAAAAUCUGCCUGGUGUGUUCAGACGAGGCGUCGGGCUGCCACUACGGUGUUCUGACCUGCGGCAGCUGCAAGGUCUUCUUCAAAAGAGCUGUGGAAGGAUGGCGAUCGAGACAAAACACAGAUGGGCAACACAACUACCUGUGUGCUGGGAGGAAUGACUGCAUCAUCGAUAAGAUCCGCCGGAAGAACUGUCCGGCCUGCCGCUUCCGCAAGUGUCUCAUGGCCGGGAUGAACCUAGAGGCACGCAAAGUCAAGAAACUAAAGGGCUUAAAGGGUGUGCAGCAGCCAAACGCAGCUGAUCUGAGCCCAGCUCCAGUGCAGGAGGUGCGGGCGCUGGUGCCCAAGGCCAUGCCACAGCUCGUGCCCACCAUGCUGUCCCUGCUCAAAGCCAUCGAGCCAGAGACCAUUUAUGCUGGAUACGACAGCACACUGACCGACACAUCCACUCGCCUAAUGACCACCCUCAACAGGCUGGGCGGCCGCCAGUUCGUCUCCGCAGUCAAGUGGGCCAAAACUCUGCCAGGUUUUAGGAAUCUUCACCUGGAUGAUCAGAUGACUCUACUGCAGUCCUCCUGGCUCUUCCUCAUGUCCUUCGGCCUGGGCUGGAGGUCCUACCAGCAGUGCAAUGGAAACAUGCUCUGCUUUGCUCCAGAUCUGGUGAUCAAUGAGGAGAGGAUGAAACUGCCCUACAUGGGUGAUCAGUGUGCACAGAUGCUGAAGAUCUCCAAUGAGUUUGUCAGGCUGCAGGUGUCCAAUGAGGAAUACCUGUGCAUGAAGGUCCUGCUGCUGCUCAGCACCGUGCCAAAGGACGGUCUGAAGAGCCAGGCUGUGUUCGAUGAGAUCAGGAUGUCCUACAUUAAAGAACUGGGCAAAGCCAUUGUCAGGAGAGAGGAGAACUCCAGCCAGAACUGGCAGCGAUUUUACCAGCUCACUAAGCUACUCGACUCCAUGCACGAUAUGGUGGGUGGACUGAUGAAUUUCUGCUUCUACACAUUUGUGAACAAGUCUCUGAGCGUGGAGUUCCCCGAGAUGCUCGCCGAAAUCAUCAGCAACCAAUUACCAAAAAUAAAAGCCGGGAGUGUCAAACCGCUGCUCUUUCACCAGAAAUGAAACGAAAAACACACCCUUCCUCCAGCAACGGGACACCAUGCCUUAAAAAUACACCACAUCACCAACCGUUCCUCACUGAACAUGCAGAGGGACAGAGAGACACAGUAAAAAGAAUGGAAAGAGAGAGAAUGAGAGAGUGAGUGAAUGAACGAAUGAGUAAAUGAAAGAAAGAAAGAGAUGGAAAGAGACUAACUGAGGUCAUUGUGGGACAAUGGGACAGUGGAUGGAUGGGGAACAGUAUGCAACCAACCCAAUCUAAUCCAACCCAACCCAACACAGAACCACGGUGGACAAGUGUUGACGGUGUUUAAAGACGGGUAAAGAAAGCAUAAUAGAUCAGACAAUUAAAAGCUAAUACAGACAGAAAGAUACUGUAUUAACUAUACAGUAAGAUAACUAUGAAAUUCUAUGGUGGAAAAAAAAUUAUACCAUAAAUGUUGUCUCAGGUGUUUGAUUCUCAACAUUAAAAUAAGUAGAAAAACUAGCUAUUUCUCAAAAAUCUACGUUUGUAUAGGUUUCACAUACCUUUUUUUUGUUUGUUUGUUUUAUUAAAUUUUAUUUUCCUUUUGUUUUCUUUUUUUUUUUUUUUUGAACAAAGGAAACACCUUAGCACUUACUGUCUCAGAUUAUACAGUUCUAUCUACCUAUUAUAGUAGGUUUUAGAUUUUCAGAACUUCUCAUUUUUAUGUUGGUGAGAUAUAAUAAUACAAAGAGUUUAUUACUUCAUCUGAUGAUCUCAUACUGAUACACACGUUUUGUUUGAAAUAAUCAUUUCAAUAAUAUGUACAGUAAAAUGGCUUUGGCGAUGUAAGAAGUCGAACAGAGAAAAUUUAAUACUUACACAUAACAUAUCUUUACUAUUUUCAAGCUCACGUUUUUUGCUAACCUCUGUCGGAAUUACACGAUUAUAGCAAAAGGGAAAAUAUGUGCCUUUUUUUUAGCUCCUCCCAUUUUAGCCAUCUUCUUCUGUAACUGUGCGUACUGAGCGUUUUUGCAUCCAUCAUGUUAGAUAUUGUAUUUGAUUGUAUUUUUAUACCCACUUGCACUGGCGAUUUUCCUUUUUACCAUGGCCGCCGUGUAUUUGUUCUUGGCAGCUCCAUGAUUGCGUAGUGUUAAUUUUUAAAAAAGUGGUCCUUAUUGCUUUGGUAUUGAAAUUAGGAGUCUAAUCUGUAACCCGCAUCCUUUCCCCAUUUUGUUGUUGUUCUAUAGAACUUUAGACUAAAAUGCUGUUCGAGCACCUUCACUCCUAUUAUUAAAUGCUUUAAAGAGAACGAGAAAAGUGAGACGGAAGACGCUGGUGUUUACGCAUUUUUAGUCUUUUUAAUUCGUUGAGUUGAAUUGAAUGGAAUAGGAAUGAGUUAUGAGGCUAUGUGAAUCAUGGUUCUGAUCGGAACGCAGUUCGAUUUGGUCUUUUUGUUCUUGUGUAACUGUGUAUGUUUGUGUGUGUGUUUUCUCCUUGCUCACAAUCAUUCAUCUAUACAGCCAUAACCAUAAGCAUAAGCAUAGCAUCAGGUACCAGUUUCGUUUUCAUCACUGUAGCCAGACUAGUUAGUACUAGAAAAGCAAUGCCAGUAGCCACGGUUCCCCAAAAGCCAAGAAUACCCUCCACCCUACAUCCUACACACUGUCCAUUAACAAGAAGAAUGGAUAUUAUUACUAUAUUAUUAAUACUGUGCAAUCAAUUCUCACAUUUACGCUCCAAAACAUACAGAAAUAGGUAUAGAAAUAGAAAAAAAUAAAUAUAUAUAUAUAUAUAUAUAUAUAUAGAGAGAGAGAGAGAGAGAGAGAGAGAGAGAGAGAGAGAGAGAAAUCUAUAUAUAAUAUAAACAGCUCAGGCCCUCAGUCCCUUCGUUUGCAGUCCUUUUAUUCAGCUCCGGGUGGUGGCUCCUCAAUCCCUUCAGUGGUCGUGUACACAUCCCUGCCCAUUUUAGCAGGUGCUCCUCUGUUUAAUCAGCACAAUGCUAACCCCCUCCCAGUUUCCCCAGUGCUUAUCACAGACCUUCCUGCCCCAUUCCUAGAUAGACCACAGCAGACGAAAGCAACAUGCUAGCCUCACUACUCACACUUUCUCGGGGAAUUUCUACGAGCCUGUAUUGUCGCAAUCUGUUCUUUCCGUGCCAAACGUGUACUAAUUUCUGAUUUUUAGAUUCUCGAAACUGUGCUUGUCUUAACAGUUGCCAGAGGUAAUGUAUCAGAACAGGAAAUGCAGAACGACAUGGAAUAUUUUCAUUUUCCUCUGUUAAAGCUUAUAACAUGUUUAAUACAUGAAUAAAAAGACCAGAUUAUA
This is a messenger RNA of Astyanax mexicanus (Mexican tetra), 4628 nucleotides long. It is a transcript of the gene nr3c1, whose product is annotated as nuclear receptor subfamily 3, group C, member 1 (glucocorticoid receptor). The record is from RefSeq and is a predicted model, not a curated record. Gene Ontology annotation, cellular component: nucleus. Gene Ontology annotation, molecular function: zinc ion binding; steroid binding; nuclear glucocorticoid receptor activity. Lineage: Eukaryota; Metazoa; Chordata; Actinopteri; Characiformes; Acestrorhamphidae. Gene Ontology annotation, biological process: regulation of DNA-templated transcription; nuclear receptor-mediated glucocorticoid signaling pathway.